Messenger RNA from Notothenia coriiceps (black rockcod), 2849 nucleotides. RefSeq names its product histone-lysine N-methyltransferase NSD2-like. Bases 1 to 954 code for a protein of 317 amino acids. The record is from RefSeq and is a predicted model, not a curated record. The transcript is spliced from 6 exons. Lineage: Eukaryota; Metazoa; Chordata; Actinopteri; Perciformes; Nototheniidae. Gene Ontology annotation, molecular function: protein binding.
AUGACUCAAAAGAUGUGGAGGAGCCUCGUUGAGCCUGCGAAGGUGUGGCUACAGACGGGAGGUUCACUCCGGCUGAGGGAGUGGUUUGGAUUGGGCCGAUAUCUCCGGCGUGAGAAGACCUUCUCCAGUGUGGUUAUUUUUGCCGCUGCGAAAGAAGACCACCGGCGUCUGUUGCAAAUAUUUCUUUCUCUUUUUAAGGACCGGAUCAUUGACGCUGGUCCGAAGGGAAACUACUCUCGCUUCAUGAACCACAGCUGUCAGCCCAACUGUGACACGCAGAAGUGGACGGUAAACGGAGACACGAGGGUCGGCCUGUUCGCCGUCUGCGACAUCCCCGAGGGCACUGAGCUGACCUUUAAUUACAACCUGGACUGCCUCGGGAACGAGAAGACGGUCUGUCGCUGCGAGGCUCCAAACUGCAGCGGUUUCCUUGGUGAUCGGCCAAAGAACUCAAACGGACAGACAGCUGAGCCCAAAGGGAAGCGGUUGAAGAGAAAGUAUAAGAGGAAGAAAGCGGAGGGGAAGAAGAAGUCUGAUGACGACUGUUUCCGCUGUGGAGACGGAGGGCAGCUGGUGCUCUGCGGCAAGAAGAUGUGCAGCAAGGCGUAUCACCUGACCUGCCUGAACCUCACCAAGAGACCCUUCGGCCGCUGGGAUUGCCCCUGGCACCACUGUGACGUCUGCGGGAAAACCUCGGAGGCUUUCUGCCAGCUCUGCCCCAACUCCUUCUGCAAAGCCCACCAGGAGGGGGCGCUGCGAACCUGGCCCCCCACGGGGCAGAUGUGCUGUCAGGAGCACGAGGAGCUGGAGGGAACGAUCACCCAGGAGCCGGUGGAAACCUCUGGGCCGAACGCGACAACACCGACCGUCACUACUGCUCGUCCUGCUAAAGGCUCCAGGAAGGCCAGAGGAGCCCCCGCCAAAAUAAAAGGCUCCAAGAGGAAAGCAGCCUAAGAGUGACCUCUGACCCCUCAGAGAGAAACCACUCUGACACGUGCUUCCCCAUUGGUGGACAAAUACAAACCCUGCUUACUUAAGUCUCGCAAGAUCACAAAACCAAGGCACUGUACACCUUCAUCAGGGAAAGCCGCUGAUUCCUCACAUGCUCGGCAGCGGCCUCUAACGUUCUUCAACUUUUAAACGUGUUCAGGUCUAUUUCUCUUCUCCGCACUGACGCGAACCAUCUGUGGUGAAAAGCUGCAGAGCGAGCGCAGGUUAGAACACUUUGCCUAUUUCUACCCUCAUUCUUCAUCCAACAGCCUUUUUACAGUCUUCCUUUUACUCUUUUAUUUUAGAAUAACAAAAGGAACCAUAUCACUUCACACGGAUCAUCAGCAGAGUUUUUAUAGCUAUAUCUAUAUAUGUGUUUAUCAAAGACAAACAUUAUGAAUACUGGAAAAGUGUAAAACAUCAAACCGGUUGCAAAAACGUUUUACUUUUAUAUAUAGUAUAUAUGCCAGAGGUAAAAGCAGGACACUAUGGCUUCAGAUGACCGUUUUGUUAGGUUACAUUUAACCGUAGACAUUUGGUUGCUAUUUUACAACCUGUUGUUUUUAGCUCAGAUUUACCGUUUAAACUUUAGAGUCUAUUGUUUUCAUUUAGGGAUCAGAAUGCUGAACCAGAGAACCAUGGGGUUUUAAAAGUAUUAAACUGAGAGCGCUCUUAAACUGCCGCCUUAAAUAGAAACACUACUGGGUCUUUACUGCUCGAGGCUAACCCAGAAACAUGAAGGAAUACGUGUGAUUUUCAGGAAGAAAGUUCUAAAUUGAGUUCUGAGGCUGACACUUAAUAUGCUGUCACUUUUCUUUAAUGUAAACAUACAAAUCAUGCUGAUUUAAAAUGUUGAAGACCUCCCAGUGUCACCUGGCAGAGUCUUUCAUUGAUUGUAAAAAACAUUCAUAUUUCAUCUGUAGAGUAGCUUUUUAAAAGACAGACGUCUAUUGUUUUUAUUCCCAGGAGAUUUUGAGUCUCAAACGGCAUCUUGCUUGUACUUCUAAACGCUGGCUAGCAACUUGUUUUUGAGGUGAUGAGUCCCGUAGACUGUAGCUGGAAAUCUAAAAGGCUGAAAAUGUGGAGCUGAGCCCUAAAAGCUAAGAUGUCCUAAAAUGGCCACUAUAGUCUGAGCUUUGAACUAUUUCAGAUGCACAUUUGUUCCAUUUAAAGAAUAUGCAUGUUGGUUAAGCAAAAAGCAAAAGCAAAAGCUGGCUCUUUCUUUUUCCGUUAUGAAUUUGAGAUGCUCAUUUCAUAUUCAAGUCUGCAUAUUCGAGUGAUAAGUUUCCCUUUUUUGGGGGUUGGCUCAUUAGGGUUUUGUUUCCAAGACUUUUGAGGCUAUCGACAAUUUUUGCACCGUUUUUAUUUCAUAUCCGACGUUUAUUUAUAAUAAAAAAAAAAGUAGUCACCUUUUUAAUAUCUGGAUCAACUGGACCAGUUGAUCUAAAGGCCACUGUCUGGGCUUUUCAGUUUUUCCUCUAAAACCUCUCCAAAAAUCCACAAUUAAGUUGUACACAAGUGACAAGAGAACAGCGCAUUUUUGGAUAUAUUUUUUUAUAACCGCACCUUUUUUUGUUUUAUUUUAAGUGUUUUCCUUCUUCCCAGGGCGUGUGAAUGCGACGCGUCCGGGGUUGCAGCGAGUGUCGUACGAGUAUUUUUCCACUUUCUUUGUAUCCUAACGUUGUGUUGAGUGAAUGUAGUCCAGCCAGUUGUUUUCUUAGCACUGUAAACCUGUAGAGCUGUACUGUUUCCUUCUGUAACUACUGUCCUAGUGCACCAGAGACUAAUAUGUACAUACUGUAUAAGUGGUAAUAGUGAUGCAUUUAUUGUAAAUAUCAUACAGUUUCUCUGACAUCGUA